This is a messenger RNA of Cucurbita maxima (winter squash), 643 nucleotides long. RefSeq names its product probable histone H2AXb. The record is from RefSeq and is a predicted model, not a curated record. The coding region runs from base 117 to 527 and encodes 136 amino acids. Gene Ontology annotation, molecular function: structural constituent of chromatin; protein heterodimerization activity; DNA binding. Gene Ontology annotation, cellular component: nucleosome. The transcript has 3 exons. Lineage: Eukaryota; Viridiplantae; Streptophyta; Magnoliopsida; Cucurbitales; Cucurbitaceae.
AUCGUUCUUGAACUCAUCGCCAUAUUGAUUCAAGUCUCUCGAAAACCCCAGAUUAGGGUUCUUGAUUUUCGUCUCUUCUCUCUCCAAAUCCAUCAAUUUUUUACUCCGAUUCAACUAUGAGUUCCACCAAGGGCGGUAGAGGGAAGCCGCAAGCCACCAAAUCAGUUACGCGAUCGCAUAAAGCCGGCCUCCAGUUCCCCGUCGGCAGAAUCGCAAGGUUUCUGAAGGCCGGAAAGUACGCCGAGCGUGUCGGCGCUGGCGCUCCAGUCUAUUUGUCGGCCGUGCUCGAGUAUCUUGCCGCCGAGGUUUUGGAGCUUGCUGGAAAUGCUGCUAGAGACAACAAGAAGAAUCGUAUUGUGCCGAGGCACAUACAACUUGCUGUGAGGAACGAUGAGGAGUUGAGUAAGCUUUUAGGAUCUGUAACCAUUGCUAAUGGAGGUGUUUUGCCCAAUAUUCACCAAACUCUAUUGCCUAAAAAGGUUGGCAAAGAUAAGGUCGAUAUUGGUUCUGCAUCACAGGAAUUCUAGGGCUUAUAGGAUUUUCAGUGUUUGCUUGCGUUGCAUUCCUUGCGUUCUCUGAGUUGUAUCAUCUUGAUUUUGAUUAGAUGCAUAUAUUUUUACAUCUAUGUGAGGCUGUUUGUUGU